Messenger RNA from Chinchilla lanigera (long-tailed chinchilla), 2203 nucleotides. RefSeq names its product phospholipase A2, group VII (platelet-activating factor acetylhydrolase, plasma) (gene Pla2g7). Bases 558 to 1883 code for a protein of 441 amino acids. The transcript is spliced from 13 exons. The record is from RefSeq and is a predicted model, not a curated record. Gene Ontology annotation, molecular function: 1-alkyl-2-acetylglycerophosphocholine esterase activity. NCBI's taxonomy places the organism in Eukaryota, Metazoa, Chordata, Mammalia, Rodentia, Chinchillidae.
GGGUAGAGCGGUGGAGGGGAGGGAAGCUCGUGCCUGCUGACACCAACCAGACCCUUCCGCAGCGGGCACAUUUCUCCCUGCUGCUUUCACCCUUAGACAGAACACUCCAGAUUCCUCAGCCUUUGAACACAGAUUCGCACCAGCACCUGCCAGGGCCUCCCAGGUCUCAGCUUCAGACUGGGGCCGCAUCCCUGUGCCUGCGUUCUGUAGCUUCCAGCUUCCUGAACACAGCGGCUACUGUUUUCCCCGGCUCUUGGCCUGCAGACACCAGCGUGGGACUGUCCAGCCUCUAACAGGCCCUCAUCUACGUGACAGGUCAUGGCACUGGGACGCAGCUACAGAUUCCGAGGACCGAUAACACCACUCCUCAAAGGGCUUAUAUACCUGUAACAAGCCCAUGUUCACUCACCUUUGACAGAUGAAGAGAGAGAGGCGAGACUGGGUCAUCAAACCAGGCAAUAGCAGAUCCAGGAGUCAAACACUGGCAGCCAGAGGCAGUGGCCGCAUCUCUAAACCUCUUGCUUCUUCUGCCACAGGAAGCUUCAGCUGAACCCAGGAUGGCCCCACCAAAACUGCACAUGCUCUUCUGCCUCUCCAGCUGUCUGGUACUGGUCCACCCUCUUGAAAGGCAAGCCGUAACUCCUGUCACUCAUACCCAAUCAGCAUGGAUCCCAGGAAUACAAUCGCUGCUGCCUACUGAGAGCUUUCACCACACAGUAAUCCCCAAGGGAAGUGGGCCUUACUCCGUGGGUUGUACAGACCUGAUGUCUGGUUACACUAACCAGAGCACCUUCUUGCGCUUGUAUUAUCCAUCACAAGAUGAAGAUUUCCCUGAAGCCCUGUGGAUCCCAAACAAAGAAUAUUUUUUGGGUAUUAGUAAAGUCCUUGGAUCACCCAGUAUCUUGGGCAAGGUUCUCAGUGCAUUAUACGGCUCAAAGACUGUUCCUGCAAAGUGGAAUUCUCCUCUGAGGACUGGUGAAAAGUACCCACUAAUUAUCUUUUCUCAUGGCCUUGGAGCAUUCAGGACAAUUUAUUCUGCUAUUGGCAUUGAACUGGCAUCUCAUGGGUUCAUAGUUGCUGCUGUAGAGCACAGAGAUGAAUCUGCCGCUGCUACUUACUACUUUCAGGACGAGACUGCAGCAGAAUCAGGGAACAAGUCUUGGCUCUACUUCAAAUCCGCACACGUAUAUUCAGAGAUGCUGCGAAAAGAGCAGGUACAGCAGCGAGCAGAGGAGUGUUCCCAAGCUCUCACUUUGCUCCUCAACCUUGAUGAGGGAAAGCCAGUGGAGAACGUGUUGGAUUUGCAGUUUGACCUCCAGCAACUGAAGGGCUCUCUUGAUAGAAAUAAAACAGCAAUAAUUGGACAUUCAUUUGGUGGAGCAACAGUUAUCCAGGUCCUUAGUGAAGACAAGAGAUUCAGGUGUGGCAUUGCCCUGGAUCCAUGGAUGUUUCCGUUGGGUGAGGAGGUCCAUUCCAAAAUCUGUCAGCCCCUCUUUUUUAUCAACUCUGAAUACUUCCAAAGUGAUGAUGAUAUUGCAAAAUUGAAAAAAUUCUACCAACCUCACAAAGAAAGAAAAAUGAUUGCAGUCAGGGGUUCACUCCAUCACAAUUUUGUCGACUUCACUUUUGCUCCUGGCAACUUAGUUGGACAAUGGUUAUCACUAAAAGGAAAGAUAGACUCAAAGGUGGCUAUGGACAUCUUCAACAGAGCUUCAUUAGCGUUCUUACAGAAAUAUUUAGGACUUGAUAAAAAUUUUGACCAGUGGAACUCUCUGAUGGAAGGAGAUGAUGAGAAUCUUAUUCUGGAAGACAGGUUUGACGUGGUCACCCUAAGCACCACUCUGCAGAGCUCUACGGAAACAGAGAAAGGGAAUCUACGUUAAAGGCAGUUUUUAAAAAGGCUCUUUGAAAAGCCAUCUCAAAGAGAGAGAGUGCGUGUGUGGAGAGACUUCCAUGUGUUUUCUGAAGUCACUCAUAUUUUAAGACAUGGGAUGUACUGUAAAACUGACAAAGGCUUGAGUUAAGAAAUUUUGCCUUUAAAUAUAAAGAAAGAGUGAAAUAUAAAAAAAAUCAUACCAAUUUAGGUUGUAAUUUUACUAAGAUGAUCCUUUUUUUACUGUCAAUUAAAAACCGCUUUAACAAUAUUUUAAAAGUGUGUAUUAAAUAAGUAAAAUGGCAAUAAAAAUGUCUCAAUGGCCUAAAA